AUGGAGGCGCAGGACGAAGCUCAGCUCUGUUUCCCACAACUUGUCAACGAUUCCUGCAGGAUGCCGAAGCUCCAAGGGUCGGAGACGGUGACGGUCCUCGGGGGCAUCGCCUUGUCCUUGGCCUCUCUGCUCACCGCGGUGCUCAACCUGCUCAUCAUCAUCUCAGUCUCCCACUUCAGGCAGCUCCACACCCCCACCAACAUCCUCCUCCUCUCUCUGGCCAUGUCUGAUUUCCUCGUCGGCCUCCUGCUGAUGCCGGGGAAUCUCUUCAGGAAAAACACCUGUUGGAUGUUGGGGGACGUCUUGUGCUUGCUUUAUAUUUACGUGAUUGCUCUGAUCAUCUCUGUUUCUAUCGGGAACAUCGUCCUCAUAUCGAUCGACCGCUACAUAGCCAUCUGUGACCCGCUGCAGUAUCCCACCAGGAUGACCCUGACCCGGGUCAAGUGCUGUGUGGGCCUCUGCUGGCUCCUGGGAGCCUCCUACCGGCUGCUCUACCUGAAGGACGAACUGAUUCAGCCGGGCAGGAACAGGUCCUGUGUUGGAGAAUGCAUGUUCUCUCCCAACUCCAUUGCAGGACCUUUUGACCUCAUCCUGAAUUUUAUUGCUCCAGUUACGGUCAUCGUGGCGCUCUACACCAAGGUGUUCGUGGCGGCCGUGUCUCAGGCGCGCGCCGCUCGCUCUCGCGACGCGGCCGUCACGCUGCGGCUCUCGGUGAAGGUCGUGACCAGGAAGUCGGAGCUGAAAGCCGCCAGGACUCUCGGUGUGCUCAUCGUCGUGUAUCUGUGCUGCUUCUGUCCUUAUUACUGCUACUCCCGCAUACUUAGGAACGUCGCCAACAACACACUUAUGACUUUUUUCGUCUUUUUGUUUUAUUUUAACUCCUGUCUGAACCCUUUGCUUUACGCCCUGUUUUAUCCCUGGUUUAGAAAAGCAGUCAGACACAUCGUCACUUUGCAGAUUCUGCAGCAGGGCUCCAGUGAGACCAACAUACUGCAGAGGCCCGAGUGA
Poeciliopsis prolifica (blackstripe livebearer) is the source of this 1008-nucleotide messenger RNA. Its product is annotated as trace amine-associated receptor 13c-like. Gene Ontology annotation, cellular component: membrane. Gene Ontology annotation, biological process: G protein-coupled receptor signaling pathway. NCBI's taxonomy places the organism in Eukaryota, Metazoa, Chordata, Actinopteri, Cyprinodontiformes, Poeciliidae. The coding region runs from base 1 to 1008 and encodes 335 amino acids. The transcript is spliced from 2 exons. Gene Ontology annotation, molecular function: trace-amine receptor activity. The record is from RefSeq and is a predicted model, not a curated record.